Mycotypha africana is the source of this 746-nucleotide messenger RNA. RefSeq lists its product as uncharacterized. The record is from RefSeq and is a predicted model, not a curated record. NCBI's taxonomy places the organism in Eukaryota, Fungi, Mucoromycota, Mucoromycetes, Mucorales, Mycotyphaceae. The coding region runs from base 60 to 746 and encodes 228 amino acids. The transcript is spliced from 3 exons.
UAGUCUUUUUAACAGAAAAUGGGCGGGAAAACAUCUAUGAUGAGAGGGGGAAUGAAGCAAUGGAUAUUAUAGAUGAACCAGCCGACCCAUUUGCCAUCAAGCAACUAGUCAGCCUAGAUUCAGCGAAUAACAUUGAGAGGGAAACAUUCGUGCCUAAAAGCACUGAAAGAGCCCCCAAAUAUCGUGAUUAUAGCCUCUCUACAAGAGAGCUUUUUUUUAAAAACAAGAUAGAAAAGCUGACGUCAGUCAAGGCUGCUGCACUUCAUGUAGGUGUCAAAGAAAGCACUGCGCGCAUCUGGUGGAAAAAAUACCAAGAAGAUCCUGAUUCAUUUGUUCUCGGCAAGAGCACCAAUCGCCAGAACAGACCGAAACCACAGCUUCAGGAUACACAUAAGGAAUGCUUGAAACAAUUUUACGACGAGAAUCCUAAUGCCUAUAGGAUGCUGCUGAAACGCUCACGAGCAAUGCAUGAAUUCAUGAAGAACGAAUGUAGCUUGACUUUCAAGCAAACGACUCUCUGGUCUGAGGCAAGAAUGAGUUCGAGCACUAUUAAGAAACGUUACAAUUGGGUUGCAUGGGCACCAAGGGACUCAAUGGCAGUAACUACUACAUCUACGACAAAAGCCCCCACUCAUACCAUUCUUGGUGCUAUUUCAGCAGUUGGUGUUAUAAAUUUGAAUAUACGUAUUCCAAGACAGCCACCAAAAGUGAGAAAAAUUCAAGGUAAGGAGGUAGUCCGAAAGUAG